UUAAUGAUCUCCCGUUGAAAUGGAGUCUCUUCCCAUUAAUUUAGAGACUUCGCGAGGUUACUUCGAUUGGACAAUUCUAAAGAGCAAACUAAACCCAAUCUAAGUCGUCAAAGCUAGUUCUUUGGGAUAGAUGAAUUAGCCUAGAUAUUUAAGAGGAAGAGGAACGGUGACUCCAACUGAAAAAUGAUGCAGUUAACAG
Molecule: messenger RNA, 199 nt
Organism: Paramecium octaurelia
Lineage: Eukaryota; Ciliophora; Oligohymenophorea; Peniculida; Parameciidae
Source: the annotation of a GenBank genome assembly